Messenger RNA from Gaeumannomyces tritici R3-111a-1, 1138 nucleotides. RefSeq lists its product as hypothetical. The record is from RefSeq and is a predicted model, not a curated record. NCBI's taxonomy places the organism in Eukaryota, Fungi, Ascomycota, Sordariomycetes, Magnaporthales, Magnaporthaceae. The transcript has a single exon. Bases 102 to 476 code for a protein of 124 amino acids.
CCACCACGGGAGGUGGAUGGGCUCGGAAACGAGGGGUCCAGCCCAGUGCGCCUGCCGUGAGCGCAUCGCCGAGGGAGCAUAUUUUCUCUUCUCCCUCCCAAAUGCCGCAGGUGAGACUCCGAAUGGAAGGCAGCCCGCCCAUGUUUCAAAAAUUAUGGAGUUGCAUGGCCUCCUUUUCCGUCAGCAAAUACCAGUUGCUUUGCCCAAAAUCAGCCCGGGCGAGCUGGGGCAGGCUGGGAGUGCGGGAGCUGCCUCGGGAGGUCGGUAGCCUCGGGCAGGCUGCGGGCCAUGGUUGCUCCUAUCACGGAGCAUCUCCGGCAGAUUUGGGCGACAACCACGAGCAGCAGCUGGGUAGCCGCACCACACACCAUGCAUCCAGAUACCCAUCCUUCUUUGCACAGCAUGCCAGCAACCGCUGGUGUCUGUCGCCCAAGGUUCCACGGAUCAUGAGAUCCAGAUCCGACGUCAACGAGUAGGGGCUGGGAACUCUAGAAGAGUAGCGGGCAACAAUAAGAAGCAAAGUAAUCGAGCAAGGUAGGGGGGAAACGGUCUGUCUCGUGUCUGCCCGCCUGCACAUCACCACUAGUGUCGCCAUCGAUCGGGGGGGUUUGUUGGAGGGGUCGACACUCACUCCCUCGCGAUUGUUGCUUUUGCUAGGCCCGACAAUGGCCGCCGCAAAUAUCUUUUUCUUCUCUCGGAUUUCUUUUCCCUUCUCUUCUCCCGUUCUUCCCAUCUCCUAUUCGACACGGUUGGCAUUGCAGCUGCAGCGUUGUGUUGUUGCUCAAUAUUCCGUCUAGUUGCCCCUCCAUCCCCCCCUCCUUUCCUGUUCGCUGUCGCUGCGCAAUAUCAAAAAUUUUCUCUGCUGCGUCUCGUGAGCACCAAUGACAGGCCUGUCGUGGCUGUCAGGUUCUUCGUUUUUCCACCCUCGGGCCAGACCCAGCCCAAGGUGCAGCUGCAGUGCCGACUCGAACCGCGUCGACCCUUGGCCCAAGGACCCAGGCCGUGCGGGUGGGGCGUGGCCGUGGGCGGGUCUGGGGACUCCACCACAUGUACAAAGCAACAGCAGGGCCUGCUUCCAACUCUUGGUCGGAGCCAAUGCACGCCACGGCGGCCUGCGUCCUGCCUGAGGCGGCCUGAG